UUGGCUGGGUGCUUGGAACGCGGGGAGUGACGGGUUGUUCUUCAAAGCCACUGCCAGGGUCCGGGCCGACAACGUGAGCCCCGUCGCCUCACUUGCACGUUUCCAGGCUGCCUCUGGGGCUUCGUGCCGCCCCACGUGGAGCUCUUCUGCUCCCCCCUAGCCCUAGCGCCCGAUAUCCGCCCCCAGGCCCCAUCGGUCCCCAUCCCCAGCACGGCCACAGGCCCUUGAGAUCAGCCCUCCCACUACCCCUUCCCAGGCCGGCCCUGGGCCCCGAAGCCCACCGGCCAUCGCCUCCAGCAGCCGCUUUUCCCCACUGCGAUCCGUGGUAGUGGUUGGUUACCAUGGUGAAGCUGGCAGCCAAAUGCAUCCUGGCAGGAGACCCAACAGUGGGCAAGACUGCCCUGGCACAGAUCUUCCGCAGUGACGGAGCCCAUUUCCAGAAGAACUACACCCUGACAACAGGGGUGGAUUUGGUGGUGAAGAUGGUGCCAGUUCCCAACACAGGUGACAGUGUGGAACUCUUCAUUUUUGACUCUGCUGGCAAGGAGCUGUUUUCUGAAAUGCUGGAUAAAUUGUGGGAGAGUCCCAAUGUCUUAUGUGUUGUCUAUGAUGUGACCAAUGAGCAGUCCUUCAACAACUGCAGCAAGUGGCUAGAAAAGGCUCGGUCACAGAUUCCAGGCACUUCCCUCCCAGGUGUUUUAGUGGGGAAUAAGACAGACCUGGCCGGCAGACGAGCAGUGGACUCAGCUCAGGCCCAGGCGUGGGCGCUGGGCCAAGGCCUGGAAUAUUUUGAAACGUCCGUGAAGGAGAUGGAGAACUAUGAAGCCCCUUUCCACUGUCUGGCCAAGAAGUUCCACCACCUGUACCGGGAGAAGGUGGAGGUGUUCCACACGUUGGCAUGAGGGCAAGUGGACCAUGCCGCAGGACAGCGCAGUGCUGCAUGAAGCUGGUGGUGGGCUUGGCUCCUUGGAAGACAAGAGAAGAUGGAAGAGCCUCUGCACUUGCAGUGUAUCGUGACAGUUUUAAAUAAA
Cynocephalus volans (Philippine flying lemur) is the source of this 1031-nucleotide messenger RNA. It is a transcript of the gene IFT27, whose product is annotated as intraflagellar transport 27. Gene Ontology annotation, cellular component: sperm flagellum; intraciliary transport particle B. The transcript is spliced from 7 exons. Lineage: Eukaryota; Metazoa; Chordata; Mammalia; Dermoptera; Cynocephalidae. Bases 342 to 902 code for a protein of 186 amino acids. Gene Ontology annotation, biological process: vesicle-mediated transport; intraciliary transport. The record is from RefSeq and is a predicted model, not a curated record. Gene Ontology annotation, molecular function: GTPase activity; GTP binding.